Molecule: messenger RNA, 504 nt
Organism: Hibiscus syriacus
Lineage: Eukaryota; Viridiplantae; Streptophyta; Magnoliopsida; Malvales; Malvaceae
Exons: 2
Coding region: 1-504 (167 amino acids)
Source: RefSeq, a predicted model, not a curated record
AUGACAAAGUUACAAGUUAAACCCACUUUGGCCGAGGAGAUUAAAGCCAAACAGCUCCUUGAUAGCUCUAUGCUUCCCAUUAUUGAACAAGUUGAGCAGGUAUCGAGUUUAGAGUAUACUUUGGAUCUCGAUGGUAUUUUGUGCUUUCACGGUCGUUACUGUGUCCCUAAAGAUGAUGAGGUUAGACAAGAUAUUCUUCAGGAGGCUUAUACUAGUCCUUAUUCUAUGCAUCUUGGCGGUGACAAAAUGUACAAGAAUCUCAAGGAGCGCUACUUUUGGACUGCCGAGUUUGCUUACAAUAACAGUUACAAGGCAAGUAUUCACACGGCAACGUACGAGGCUCUAUAUGGACGUAGAUGUCGUACUCCUAUCUGUUGGAGAGAGUUGCAUGAUAGAAAAACUUUGGGCCCAGAGUUAGUUCAAGAGACUGAGGAUAAUGUCCGAUUGAUCUGUGAUAUCUUAAGAGAAUCAUUUGAUAGGCAUAAAUCAUACACAGAUCAAUGA